Trematosphaeria pertusa is the source of this 420-nucleotide messenger RNA. Its product is annotated as ribosomal protein S18. NCBI's taxonomy places the organism in Eukaryota, Fungi, Ascomycota, Dothideomycetes, Pleosporales, Trematosphaeriaceae. The transcript is spliced from 2 exons. Gene Ontology annotation, molecular function: structural constituent of ribosome; small ribosomal subunit rRNA binding. Bases 1 to 420 code for a protein of 139 amino acids. The record is from RefSeq and is a predicted model, not a curated record. Gene Ontology annotation, biological process: mitochondrial translation. Gene Ontology annotation, cellular component: mitochondrial small ribosomal subunit; ribosome.
AUGGCCGAAGAGGCGCUCCCAGCCCCCGCACGGUACACGAGGGAUAUACUAGAGAGCGAGCAGCGCUCAAACUACCAGAAGCAGAUACACCGCAGGUGGAGUCCAGGGGAUGUGUAUGCGCCGCACGACUUGUCGGGGCCCGAGCAGAAGAAGUGGAAGACGGGGCGGAAGACGCCGCAGAGCGAUGCAUUUGACACGCUGGGCAUCAACCCGGUGAAUGAGUACAAGAACUUCACCAUGAUGUCGGAGUACAUGACCGAGAUGGGCCGGAUAAAGCACUCGCAGGACACUGGCCUGCGACCGAAGAACCAGAGAAAGAUCGCAAAGGCCAUACGGAGAGCAAUUGGGCUGGGUCUGAUGCCCAGCGUGCACAGGCACCCGCUGGUGCUGAAGAAGAGCUCGCCGACCCGGUUCUUGUAG